This is a messenger RNA of Ilyonectria robusta, 261 nucleotides long. RefSeq lists its product as uncharacterized. The coding region runs from base 1 to 261 and encodes 86 amino acids. Lineage: Eukaryota; Fungi; Ascomycota; Sordariomycetes; Hypocreales; Nectriaceae. The record is from RefSeq and is a predicted model, not a curated record. The transcript has 3 exons.
AUGUCUGCCCCCAGCGCCCUCUCCAAGAACGCCUACCAGAGCGACUCCGAUUCUGAGCGUGGUGGCAAGAGCCAGUUCGUCGUUCCCCUGCCCACCGCCACUGGCCUCUCCAAGCCCGCUGGCCAGCUCCUCAAGGGUCCCACCGAUGAGAACGGCAAGAACACCUCCGCUGCUCUCCUUGUCGGCAUCAAGCUCGACCUUGAAGCUGAGGUCCACCUGACUGCCCGCGUCAAGGGUGAUAUCUGCGUCGGCCUUUACUAG